This is a messenger RNA of Lepus europaeus (European hare), 3512 nucleotides long. Its product is annotated as arylacetamide deacetylase. The transcript is spliced from 5 exons. Gene Ontology annotation, biological process: positive regulation of triglyceride catabolic process. Lineage: Eukaryota; Metazoa; Chordata; Mammalia; Lagomorpha; Leporidae. Gene Ontology annotation, molecular function: triacylglycerol lipase activity; serine hydrolase activity. Gene Ontology annotation, cellular component: endoplasmic reticulum membrane. The record is from RefSeq and is a predicted model, not a curated record. Bases 62 to 1261 code for a protein of 399 amino acids.
UGUUUGAAAAUAUCUGUGCUUCCUGUGUUGCAAAAGUAGAGAAAAGCAGAAGCGAUACAUCAUGGGAGUGAAGACUGUUUUGCUUCUGAUUGUGGGGGUUCUUGGAGCAUAUUAUGUUUAUACUCCUCUCCCAGAUAAUAUUGAGGAGCCUUGGAGGCUGCUGUGUAUGAAUGCACAAAUGAAAACACUAACAAAUUUGGCUCUGUUUGCUGAAUACUUGGGAAUCAACAAUUUCAUGAACAUUAUAAAGUUCUUAACGAGCUUUCAAGAUGUCCCACCCACAUCCGAUGAAAAUGUCACUGUGACGGAGACAACUUUCAACAACAUUCCUGUCCGUGUGUACAUCCCAAAACGAAAGGCGAAGACACUCAGAAGGGGCUUAUUUUUUAUUCACGGUGGUGGUUGGUGUAUAGGGAGUGCUGCUUGGUUUAAUUAUGACUUUCUGUCAAGACGGACAGCUGAUCAACUCGAUACUGUCGUCGUCUCAACCAACUACAGACUAGCACCUGAAUAUCAUUUUCCAAUUCAGUUUGAAGAUGUAUACGAUGCACUAAAGUGGUUCUUACGCCAAGAUGUUCUUGAAAAAUAUGGAGUAGAUCCUGAGAGAGUUGGUGUUUCUGGAGACAGUGCUGGUGGGAAUUUAGCUGCAGCAGUGGCUCAGAAGCUCAUUAAAGACCCAGAUGUCAUGAUCAAACUCAAGACCCAGUCUUUAAUAUAUCCUGCUCUUCAGACUCUCGAUAUGGAUUUACCAUCAUAUCGGGAAAAUGCACAGUUUCCAAUUUUGCCCAAAUCACUCAUGGUCAGGUUCUGGAGUGAAUACUUUACCACAGAUGGAUCAUUCGAAAAAGCCAUGCUUCUCAAUCAGCACGUCCCAGUGGAAUCGAGCCAUCUGUUCAAAUUUGCUAAUUGGAGUUCCUUGCUCCCUGAUAAAUUUAAGAAAGGACAUGUCUAUAACACUCCAACCUAUGGUAGUUCUGAACUGGCUAAAAAAUAUCCCGGGUUCCUGGAUGUGAGGGCAGCACCCCUGCUGGCUGAUGACUCUCAGUUGCGUGGCUUACCCCUCACCUAUAUUGUGACCUGUCAGUAUGAUGUGCUGAGAGAUGAUGGGGUCAUGUAUGUCACCCGGCUCCGUAAUGCUGGUGUGCAAGUGACACAUAACCACAUAGAGGAUGGAUUCCAUGGGGCUCUUUCCUAUAAUGGAUUUAAAAUUGGAUAUAGACUAGAAAAGCAGUAUUUUAGUUGGCUAAGGGAAAAUCUAUAGUAAAAACUUAAGCAAUGAUUUCUUUAAAAGUAUACAAGCCUCAGAACAGGAAAUUAAAUGGGUGAAAAUCAAAGAACUAAUAUUUGAAUUGAUGUUUAUCAUCUGUGACUUUCCGAAGACCCUCAUAGCUACAGUAGUUGGUUUAUUUUGUUCUGUUUGUCUUUACCAUUGGCAACUACUUUCCUAUUUUAUUCAUUGUUUUAUGUGCUUUUCAGUCAUUUCUAUGAAAAUAGUUACUUUCAUGUUUUUGGAACUGUUCUUUAUAUCUAUAUCUCUGAUUUACAUUCCUCUUCUUUCACUUGCCUGGCAAUGUUACAUUUGAGAAGACAACAGUUUUUGACAUUCUGGCGUGGUAUGAGAAAUGCCAGAGUUUUGAUCAGCAUAAAUGUAGAAACUCAAAAUGCUGCCCGCUAGUAACUGAUAAGAUGUUUUUACCCUUUUUAAUAGUCUUGGCCCCUGGGCCAGCCCUGAGCUUAGCGGGUAAAGGCAACACAUGCAGUGCCAGCAUCCCAUAUGGGUGCCAGUUCAAGUCCCAGCUGCUCCACUUCCCAUCCAGCCCUCUGCUAUGGCCUGGGAAAGCAGUGGAAUAUGGCCCAAGUCCUUGGGCCCCUGCACUCACAUGGGAGACCUGGAAGAAGCUCCUGGCUCCUGGCUUCAUAUCAGUGCAGUUCUGGCCAUUGCAGCCAUCUGGGGAGUGAACCAGCAGAUGGAAGACCUCUCUCUGCCUCUGCCUCUCUGUAACUCUGCCUUUCAAAUAAAAUAAAUAAAUCUAAAAAUAAAAAGUCUUGGCCCCACUACAGUGCCAUUAACUAUCAUUGUCAAACCAUUUCUUAACGUAAAACUCUUCCAGUACUACAGUACCACAAUUAGUGCCAAUGAGAUCUUGGGCACUUAAGAAAAAGUCAGCUGCAAUCUUGUGACAAAUUUGGGAAGCUGAGAUUGGCAAGGAGUCAACGCAAGUCAGUAGCUCCUCGCAUGUCAGUGGCUGAAAGUGGUGAAUGAGGCUAAGACAUGGAAGAAAUACUACAAUCAAGUUGAGGGCCCAGCACUGUGGUACAGAAGCAUUAAGCUGCCACCUGUGAGGCCGGCAUCCCUUAUCUGAGCACUGGUUCCAGACCUGACUACUCUGCUUCUUAUCCAGCUCACUGCUUGCUAAUGCACCUGGGAAAGCAGUGGAAGAUGACCCAAGGACUUGGACCCCAGCCACCUACAUGGAAAAUCAGGAUAGAGUUCCUGGUUCCUGGCUUUGGGUCAGCUGUUGCAGCCAUUUGGGUAGCGAGCGAGCCAGUGUGUGGAAAACUGUCUCUCCCUUUCUGUCUGUCAUUCUGCCUUUCCCAUACAUAAACUAAACUUUUUUUAAUUGAAAAAUUUGAUACUCUAAAAGCUCCUAUGUCCAUUUUUGCAUAUUGUGAAACAAAAUAAAAUAAAAUUCACAUGAUCUUUACCUUGGAGUAUAAAUUAUGUUGGUCAUAUGUUUGAAAUAUUUGAUCACUUUAGAGAUUCACUGAGGAAGGCAGUCCAGGCCAAUGUGGGUACUUUGCAUGGCAUUGCCCAACUCUAAUUAGGUGGGAAUAAUAUUGGGCAGGAUAUGGAAGUAAUAAUAAACUUUAAUUUUUGUGAAAACUUACAUAAUAUCCAAAGUAAUAUAUAUCUAUCGUAUUUUAAAUCAUUUUACUUUUAUACUUUUCUUGAUGAUUCCUUAAUGUUGUGAAUUUCUGUUUAUUAAUUCACAAUUAGUGUGUUUACAAUAAAUUUGUUCAAAUGGUGCUGUAUUUGUGUUAUCCCAUUAACUUCAUAUUGCAUACAAACUCUAUGCUGACAACCUGCUAAUAGAACCAGCACAUGGUAGCAAUUGUGUUAUAUUUUCUUCUGAAUCCUCUGACAUCUGCUUCCAAUAUCUUAAUGAGUACUGUCUUCAGAAGCAAUGCGUUCUUGGGGCUGGUGCCGUGGCUCACUUGGUUAAUCCUCCUCCUGUGGUGCCGCCAUCCCAUAUGGGUGCCAGGUUCUAGUCCCAGUUGCUCCUUUUCCAGUCCAGCUCUCUGCUGUGGCCCAGGAGGGCAGCGGAGGAUGGCCCAAGUGCUUGUGCGCCUGCACCCGCAUGGGAGACCAGGAGGAAGCACCUUGGCUCCUGGCUUCGGAUCAGCACAGUGUGCCAGCUGUAGCGCCAUUUGGGGGGUGAACCAACAGAAGGAAGACCUGUCUCUCUCUCUCACUGUCUAAUUCUGCCUGUCAAAUAAAAAAAAAAAAAGAA